AUGUCGGCUGAAGAACAUGAUCGCGCGAAGCUGCACCAAGUCGAAGGAAGCUUGGUGGAAUCAAGCGAGCAGUGUAGACUUGAAGCUAAAAUCACCCCAGCAACAAUGGCAGCUCUCGACAUGUCUCUCGUCGCCCGCGGCCAAGCCGAAGUCGUCCACCUCAUGAAGCGCAAGAAGAACUGGGCUGCUAGAGAACCCGGUGUUAUCCUCGUGUUCUGCAUCAUUGGAACCCUCGCGAUCCUUCUCACUGGCUUGUUUGUUCAGAAGAAGCUCCAAGCACGCAAGGCUGCCCGUGAGACCUAAAGAGAUACCCAAGUUGGAGUAGGAGGGAGGGAGGCCGAUAUAUUGAAGCUGGGAGGGCCUAUAUGGAGCAAGGUGAAAGGAGGGUGGGAGCUGAAGAGGCAAUUCGUGGACGAAGCUCGAGAACGAGCAGAGGGAAUGUCACUUCUUGUGCUCGUUUUUGGGCAAAACAGUCACCGUAUCCUGCUCGAGGAAGCGUUGAUAUCCCCUGCUUUGUAUACUGCGUUUUCACAAGCGGUUGCCGUUCGCCGCCAAUAAUACUGUUAUCCCUAG
Mytilinidion resinicola is the source of this 573-nucleotide messenger RNA. RefSeq lists its product as uncharacterized. The record is from RefSeq and is a predicted model, not a curated record. The transcript has 2 exons. Lineage: Eukaryota; Fungi; Ascomycota; Dothideomycetes; Mytilinidiales; Mytilinidiaceae. Bases 1 to 303 code for a protein of 100 amino acids.